ACAGGGACGAAUGAAACAAACGUGCGUAUCGAAUGAUCUUACCAAUCGGAAAUAUUUGGAAAGCAUGAAGUGAAGUUUCGGGAAAAUGAGGAUAAAUAUUUUUCUUGCAGUAUGGAUCGAAUGAUCUAAAGAGUGUAGUGAAUUUGGAAUCCUCCACAUAUCAAGUGUUAGAAUUAAGUUAAACGACGGAAUAUAGUAUAGUGCUAGUGAACAAUUGCAACCGCUAGAGGAAAUUGAUCAAAUUGGAUACUAUGGUUAUGAUGCAAUCUCCAAAAUCUGAUUCCGGACAGGCGGAAAGCCCGUCGCAUUCUCAGCCUAAUUCGCCUCCGUCUCCGGCUGAGCAAAAUCAAAUGAGCCAUGAAAAACUAUCUACUACCGUUUUGAAAUGUGUCGCUAUGCAAACACCCGUCUCAAGUCAACUGGAUCAUCAACACCCGGUGGCUCGAUCUCCGCCUUCGCCAAAGUCUGAUGGACUGUUGAUCCGGUUCCAGGAAAACCAAAUGCUCGAUGGAAAAACAAAUCUAGAAUUGAGAGGCAAAUUCCCCUCAUUUUCCAAGGAAAACAUUGCCCUGCGUCCAGUGAACGGUGACCAUAUAAUCUAUGCUAAAAGUGAUCGUGAUUUAUUAGAACCCAGUGCCAAGUUUUCCAUAGAAAGGCUAAAACAACUAGCCGACCACAAUAUUAAUGCCCGUCUUAGUCCAUCCGAAUUAGAUAAGGCACCCUCCGGGAAAUACUCAAUUGAUCAUAGUGUUAAAUACGCUAUUCCUAACGAUACCGGGUUGCAACAAUCUCAUCCGCAACACUUUUCGCCGGCACACCCAGUACCCAUGCUCCCGACUGCGUCGGUGCUGUCUAGCCUACAAACCCUUGGGCAACACGCAGCGCUAACUGCCACCGGUCAACUUCCACCAUCAACGCACCAUCCGCAUUUAACGCCACAGUCACAUCCCCAGCAACAGCAUCCCUUUGCCAUCAAAUAUCCUCCGGGCAGUGUAUCACCGCCGGACUUGGAAAUCGAGCGAUUCAAAAUUGCCCGAUCGAUAAGCAAUGGCAAAGAACUAUCCGAUUUCGGUUUCAGGAUACAGCUAGGUGGCCUAUCGACCAAUUAUGCACGUAGUGAUACCAGCGAAGAACUUAUAGUGGACGGAAAUGAAGAUAGUUCUCAGGAUGCCGCAUCAGGAUGUCCCGUUGAUUUAACCCGCUCCAUGGACAGCAGCAGUGCAAAAUCUAUCACGAGCAGUGAAAAAGAAACCACACCAAAACGAUUGGCAUUUUCCGUAGAAAACAUUCUCGAUCCAAACAAAUUUAACGGCAAACUUUAUCAAAACAACAAUAAUAGCAGUAUUAAUAAUAACAAUACCUGUAGCCAAAACAGUAAUUCCAAUAAUCAUAGUGUAAAUAGUAAUAAUAAAUUUUGGAGCGGAUUCGACCGGGAUGACAAACUGGAGGAUGACCAAAGUGAUUCACGAUCAGUGAAAGAUAUGAACGACCUCGAACAAGAGGACAUGGGCGACGACACGAUGGGCAGCGACAUCGAUGACCACGCCAGUGAGACUGACUCGAAAAAGGACGGCACUAGCAGUCGGUCUGGUGACGGAAAAUCGCAGGGGAAUAGUUCUAAGCCUAGGAGGGCACGAACCGCAUUCACAUACGAACAACUUGUUUCCUUAGAGAACAAAUUUAAAACAACCCGAUAUCUAUCGGUAUGCGAGAGACUGAAUUUAGCACUAAGUUUAAGCCUUACAGAGACACAGGUAAAAAUCUGGUUUCAAAAUCGUCGUACUAAAUGGAAAAAGCAAAAUCCCGGUUUGGACGUAAACAGCCCGACGGUGCCUCCUCCGAAUGGAGGGUCAUUUGGUCCAGGAUCAUAUGCCAGCAGCCUUCUCUAUCCACAUGCCGUGCCGUACCCACCGUAUGGGCCGUACUUUCAUCCUCUCGGUGGCCACCAUCUCGGUCACUCGCACUCAUAAAACGAUGUGAUGAAUCAAACACAAGUCAACUGUUGCAAUUAUUAUGAUUUUUUCCACCGUUCUAGACAAAAGAUUUAAUCUCAUUCAAUGGUCAGGUUGUGGAAAGUGUAAAAAAUAUUUGAAGAAGCUCAUUUUUCCCCCAUUCAAAAUCAAAACUUCAACCUAAUUCUAUUAUCAAGUGCUUCGAUGCAAUGUACAUAGCCGUAGCUUUUAAAUAGGUAUAACGUUAGAAAGAGUAACUUUUAGUCAAUUUAAGGAGGUAAUGUAAAAAUUGUGUAAAGUGCAAACCGAUAUCA
Molecule: messenger RNA, 2266 nt
Organism: Ochlerotatus camptorhynchus
Lineage: Eukaryota; Metazoa; Arthropoda; Insecta; Diptera; Culicidae
Gene: slou
Product: slouch
Exons: 5
Coding region: 252-1970 (572 amino acids)
Biological process (GO): cell differentiation; regulation of transcription by RNA polymerase II
Cellular component (GO): nucleus
Molecular function (GO): RNA polymerase II cis-regulatory region sequence-specific DNA binding; DNA-binding transcription factor activity, RNA polymerase II-specific
Source: RefSeq, a predicted model, not a curated record